Molecule: messenger RNA, 2356 nt
Organism: Daphnia carinata
Lineage: Eukaryota; Metazoa; Arthropoda; Branchiopoda; Diplostraca; Daphniidae
Product: 5-hydroxytryptamine receptor 1-like
Exons: 4
Coding region: 192-1994 (600 amino acids)
Biological process (GO): adenylate cyclase-activating adrenergic receptor signaling pathway
Cellular component (GO): membrane
Molecular function (GO): G protein-coupled amine receptor activity
Source: RefSeq, a predicted model, not a curated record
UGAUUUUAUGAUUAUUCCCCUCUUUUUUUGGAAAAGAAUAAAAGUCACGUGAUUGGCACUUUGGAGCGAAUCAUUUUUCGGAUAAAGUGCGUUUCAUCUUGGAAGAAUGUGGGCUAAAAAAAGGACACAGCGGCAUCGAGUUGAUUAAAUCAAUGUCAAGGAUUUAAUCGAGAGGAACAUACGUCCAUCCAAUGGAAGUGGAUGCGUUGGAAUGGAACAAUUUCAAACAUUCGUUGCGGUUCGUGACUGGACACUCGGCCGAUGCAAUCAUCAAUCAAACAUUUCCGAUUCAACCUGAAACAAGCACAGCAUCAGCCAUGAAUUACAGUUUAAUUGAAACGGUGCUCAUCAGCGCCGCCCUGCUGGCCAUCAUUGUCGGUACCGUCGUCGGCAAUGUUCUCGUCUGCAUCGCCGUCUGCCUAGUCCGACGCUUACGUCGUCCGUGCAAUUACCUGCUAGUGUCGCUGGCCGUUUCGGACCUCUGCGUGGCUCUUUUGGUAAUGCCCAUGGCUUUGGUUUACGAAGUGCUGGGCACGUGGCCGUUCGGCGCCCGGGUCUGCGACACUUGGGUCGCCUUCGACGUCCUCUCGUGCACGGCGUCCAUCCUCAACUUGUGCAUGAUCAGCGUCGAUCGCUACUGGGCCAUCACCCGGCCGUUGGACUACGGCGUGAAAAGGACGCCGGCCCGGAUGAUCUUCUGCGUCGCCCUCGUCUGGAUCUCUUCGGCCUGCAUCUCUUUGCCGCCGCUUCUCGUCCUGGGCAACGAGCACGGGCCCAUCUCCACCAACAACAGCCAUCCUCAGCUGCUGGACGGAGAUGCAUUCGGACAAGACAUGCAAUGUCAAGUGUGUCAAGAAUUUGGCUAUCAAAUCUACGCGACGUUGGGAUCGUUUUACAUCCCGUUGGCCGUCAUGGCCGCCGUCUACUAUCAGAUAUUCCAGGCAGCCAAACGCAUCGUGGACGAAGAGAAGAAAGCGCAAAGCCAUUUGCUGAUGACACGGACCAAUAGCUGCUCGAAACAAAAGACAGUCGAGCAGCAAAUGAAAUCAAAGACUAGUCAAUCGAUCCCAGUUCAAUCGUCUCUACAGGUUCAUCCGAACGCGUUGAACCUGUGCAAUAGCGCGGCCCUGAUUGUGGUACGUCGUCAUAGCGACAGACGCAAUUCCUCCAUCGACAGCAGCGACCACAACUGGACGGCCAAUCAUUACAGCAACAAUCGUCCAACCACCUGGCCGUUAGACCACGGCAUCUCUUUGUCGUCGACGUCAUCAUCGGCCUCUUUAAUGACGACAUUAAAAAACGAAACCAAGGAACGAGACGAGGCGUUGCUGGACAUUCCCCGCAGUUGCUCGAGGCGUCGUUAUUCGUCGUCUGCUGCCAGCACGGCCGAAAUGCACGUCGACGACGAUGCAGCACAGGACAUCCACAGAUUAGAGUCGACGGCCGUUAAUCCAUCCGCAAGAGCAGCUUCCGGUCAGCUGUUGACACCUGCUGGGAGUCAUGCACCGGCUCUGGUGCCACCCAGUGUCCAGCUGAUUGCACCUAAUCCACCGCUUCUUCAUCAGCAGAAUCAAUUGCAUCGGAGAGGAAGUAAAAGCCGAUUACGAUUCGCGCUCAACAAAGAACGCAAGGCAUCGACGACGUUGGGAAUUAUAAUGAGCGCCUUCACGUUGUGCUGGUUCCCUUUCUUCGUGCUGGCCUUGGUCCGUCCGUUCAUGAGCCACCAAACGGCCUCUAUGGUCAUUCCACAAUGGCUUUCUUCGCUCUUCUUGUGGCUGGGCUACGCCAAUAGUUUCCUCAAUCCAGUCAUUUACGCGACGACCAACAAAGACUUCCGACUGCCCUUCCGCGAGAUCCUCUGCCUGCGAUGCAAGUCACUCAACAGCGUCAUGAGGGAGGAUUUCUACCAGUCGCAGUACGGCAAUGAGGCCAACAAAACGGCACUUGCCCUGGCCGGUGGCGCCAGCCAGUUGUCUGCCACCGCCUUUCUCUAAUAAUCCCGUCACAGCCUCCCCCCCUAAAUAUUUCCUGUCAUUCUAUGGUGUAAAUCGAUAAUCGAUUCGUUUCUCUUUUUUUUUUUUGUUAUUUCUAGUCCAAUGCUCUCUCGGUGUAUGGAUGGCACCUGUCCUCCCUCGACCCUAAUGUAAAUGUGAAAUCUUUUUGUUCGCGAUCCUCGUUGAUAUAACACGCACUUUGUCGUACACAUUGGAAUCUGUUGAUAGAUGGCACUGUAACUCGUGACUGAUUUUAAUGUCAUCACAUUUCGUUUGAUUUGAUUGUUGUUGUUUCACGCCACAAUGUUGUGUAUUCUCGUUUUAUCCACCAGUGACAAUUUGACGUGUUUAUGCCAAUUUUA